Schistosoma mattheei is the source of this 411-nucleotide messenger RNA. Lineage: Eukaryota; Metazoa; Platyhelminthes; Trematoda; Strigeidida; Schistosomatidae. The record is from the annotation of a GenBank genome assembly.
AUGCUCAAAAUUCCUGAAACAAUGUCAAUAAAGAAAUUUAACUUGCCAGAUUUUUCAUAUGGGGAUGAGAUUGAUUAUUAUGCUGUAUCACCAACAAUAUUGCAGUUAGAUCACCAAGAGAUCGUUGAAACAGACCAUUCAUCUGGCAAUCGUCUAUUGAAUGGUGAUUCAGUAAAUGAGACAGCUACUACUAAUUCAAAUCUCGAUUUAGGAUUAAAUAAAGAAGCUGAUUAUCUAUUCUCAUUUGAAUUAGAUACCAAUACACUUCCGUUAGAAUUAUUGAAUAAAGAUUUAGAUACUCCAGAUUUUAAUUGGACAGAUUUAUUACCCGACUCCAAUGAAUUAGUAUCUCUGGACGAUAUUAAUCCUGGUAAUUUUCAAAAUCUAAACAAAUUAAGAAUGAGAAAGUGA